Messenger RNA from Babesia microti strain RI, 1194 nucleotides. Its product is annotated as protein kinase A. Gene Ontology annotation, molecular function: ATP binding; cAMP-dependent protein kinase activity. Gene Ontology annotation, cellular component: nucleus; cAMP-dependent protein kinase complex. Lineage: Eukaryota; Apicomplexa; Aconoidasida; Piroplasmida; Babesiidae. The coding region runs from base 1 to 1194 and encodes 397 amino acids. The record is from RefSeq and is a predicted model, not a curated record. The transcript has a single exon. Gene Ontology annotation, biological process: peptidyl-serine phosphorylation.
AUGGCCCAAGGUUGCUAUAACCUGUCCAUACCGCACGACAUGAUGUCUGGUACUAACAACUGCAUGGAUAGCACUGCUGGAUGCACUGAUCGCUGUGCUGCAGGUUGUGCGAGUUCUGGAGGUUUUUUAAGGUCAAUAUUUCAGAAAUUCCAAGCACGUUCGUGCUUGGCCAUGUUCUCCCCCUUCACCACUUUCAAAACGCAUGAUGGGUCCAACAUGCAAUUUUUCGGCAGACUUAGCAUCAACAACUUUGAGUUAGGUCCCACAAUAGGUAAGGGAUCAUACGCCACCGUUUGUGUUGCAAGGCUUAGUAAUGAGAAGAAAAAAUCAUCACCAAUUGCACUAAAGAUUUUGCAUAAGUCUAAGAUGAUAAAGGAACACCAAAUGGACCAUGUGAAAAACGAACGCGAUAUACUCGCUUCAACGAGCCAUCCAUUUGUUGUCCAAUACAUUACAUCAUUCCAAGACAGUGUUAAUUUGUAUAUCGUAAUGGAGUAUAUUUCAGGGGGGGAGAUGUUCAGUUACUUGCGUAAAUUUGGAACAUUAGGCGUUAGGACCACGAAGUUUUAUAUCGCAGAAGUCACACUUGCCAUGGAUUAUUUGCAUAACAAGUGCAUUAUCUAUAGGGAUUUGAAGCCCGAAAAUAUAUUGGUUGAUAAGUUUGGUCAUGUCAAACUUGCGGAUUUUGGGUUUGCAAAAAGAAUCUACGGUCAGACAUACACUCUUUGUGGCACAAGUGAAUAUCUAGCCCCUGAGGUAUUUUUGCGCGCUGGACACAGUUUUGAGACUGAUUGGUGGUCUAUGGGCAUUAUGUUAUAUGAAUUUUUGGUGGGUACGCCCCCUUUCACUUCCAAAAGUUCUCUAGAUACAUACAAUUUGGCACUGGCUAACAAUAUAAAGUUCACACCGUCUGUUCCAAUACAAGCCAAAAGUCUCAUACGUGGGUUACUAAAGGUAGAUCCUAGAUAUAGGUUUGGCGGAAAGAGGCUGACAAGUAAAUACAUUUACAACCAUGCAUUUUUCAGGGGUAUAGACUGGGAAAGACUAGUUCAAAAGCGAAUUAACCCUCCCAUUGUACCAAAGAUUAGGUCUGAGUUUGACACUGCGAAUUUUGACAAAUAUCCAGAGACUUGGUUAUCACACAAGGCAGCUAUUUCUAGAAGGGAACAAUCUCGUUAUUUUAGGGAUUUUUGA